This is a messenger RNA of Pundamilia nyererei, 7655 nucleotides long. RefSeq names its product protein kinase C-binding protein NELL1. Gene Ontology annotation, biological process: regulation of osteoblast differentiation; positive regulation of ossification. Gene Ontology annotation, cellular component: cytoplasm. Gene Ontology annotation, molecular function: heparin binding; protein kinase C binding; calcium ion binding. The transcript is spliced from 20 exons. The record is from RefSeq and is a predicted model, not a curated record. Lineage: Eukaryota; Metazoa; Chordata; Actinopteri; Cichliformes; Cichlidae. The coding region runs from base 610 to 3036 and encodes 808 amino acids.
AGCAGCAGGGAUGAGUUCGGAGAGUUGUGACGCAAAUUCUUGUUAUACAAACUUCUCAUUUAGAGAAGACUCCCUGAGCUACGGUAUGUUCAUGUGGCUAAUAUAAUGGGCUCCACUUUGUGAACUGCUGUGUCAAAUUGCCGCUUGAGGCUGUAAAAAAUAUUUUCUCUGUUGUGACAAAUAACAGCAGCCUUCUACAGACAUUCCCGAUGUCCUCCACUCACAAAGUUCCGUUUGAAAACCUCUUUCUCACCUCCAAAAACUGGAAGUUUCUGUUGUCUGAGCGGAGGGGAACUUCGCAGUUCGAGUGAUGAGAAUAUCCUCGAAUUUCAUAUCGGCUGCUCAGUUUAAUAGGAGUCACACAUCAACGCGGAUGUGGGUCACUUUUAAUGCCGUCCACCAACUGACUGGAUACGUUUAAAGCCCAUUAACUCUCCCGGUGUUGUAAUUAGAGAACCCCUGCUCACGGAUUGUGGACCAUUCCUCCGUUCCUCCACAUCCAGGCGAGGUGAGAGCGGCGCAGAGCACCAGACGGACCGGAGCGGGUUAGUGUGGGUACACGGAGGCGCGUCACACUCACGGACUCUGUACAUCGCAACUCCAACACAAAUGGAUAUUUACGUGGCUCUGUUAUCCCUUUUCUUUUUUACCACACCAGCUUUGGCUUUCGGUUCAGAUCAAGACUACCAGCUUGAUAUCAUCAAUGAACUUGACCUGGCAAAUGCCACCUAUGGAAUUACCCAAGUGGCGGGUCUUCACAACAGCAGCAAAGCCUUCCUUUUCCGAGAUGUUGGGAGAGCAGUUCACGCCCCAGCACACAUCACAGAAAAAGUGGUACAGCUGUUCAGGAGUAAAAGUGAGUUUACCUUCUUGGCCUCCAUCCAGCAGAAGUCCUCCACGUCAGGAGUCAUAUUCUCCAUCCACGAGUCAGAACACAGCUACUUCGAGCUGGAAAGCAGCGGGGUGAGAGAGGAGAUCCGCUAUCACUACCGCUUCAAAGGCAAGCCACGUUCUGAAUCCUUCCCCUACCGCCUCGCUGAUGGCCAGUGGCACAAGAUCGCCCUUACCAUCAGUGCCUCCCACCUGCUUCUGCACGUUGACUGUAACAGAAUUUAUGAGCGGGUGAUAGACCCUCCCCAGAUGGAGCUCACCCCAGGCAGUGGAGUGUGGCUUGGCCAGCAUAGCCACAGGCAUGGUCUGUUUAAGGGCAUUAUUCAGGAUGUGAAGCUGAUUUUUGCUCCCAACGGCUACAUCACACAGUGUCCAAACCUUAACCGUACCUGUCCCACCUGCAGUGAUUUUCUGAGCCUGGUGCAAGGCAUCAUGGACCUUCAGGAACUACUGGCUAAGAUGACCUUGAAGCUGAACUAUGCUGAGUCUAGGCUGACCCAGCUGGAAGGAUGUCAUUGCGAGAGGACCUGCAGUGCCAACGGUCUGGUCUACCGGGAUAAGGAGCUGUGGGUAGAACCUGAGAACUGCAGGAACUGUGCAUGCAAGAACGGUGUGGUCGAGUGUCGCAGGAUUUUCUGUCCUCUGGCAAACUGCUCAGAAGACUUGUUGCCUGUACAUGUGGAUGGAAAUUGCUGCAAGACAUGCAGACCAAAAUGUACCUACAUGGAACAGACAUUUUCUGAGGGACAGCGGUUUUUGUCCAGGAGCUGCCGGGAAUGCAAGAAUGGCCUAAUGGUGAAAGUCACAGAGACCUGUCCAGAUCUAAACUGCACCCUCAGUGAACAGAUCUUACCAGAUGGCAGAUGCUGCAAUGUUUGCAGAGGUUAUGACUUCUGCGCAGAGGGACUCAUUUGUGGGGAAAACUCAGAGUGUAAAAACAGGAAUACUAAAGCAGAGUGUGAAUGCAAGAGUGGCUAUGCCUCCAUCCACGGGGAUUCUACUUACUGUGAAGAUAUUGAUGAGUGCGCGACGCAGAUGCACUACUGCCAGUCCAACACGGUGUGCGUCAACCUGCCCGGCAGCCAUCGCUGUGACUGUCUACCAGGCUUCACCAGAGUGGACGAGUACUCUUGCACCGAGCAUGACGAGUGCGCCAGCAGCCAGGAUUUGUGUGAUGAGAACGCCAUCUGCACCAACACCAUCAGGGGACAUCUGUGUACCUGCAAGCCAGGCUAUGUGGGAAAUGGCACCAUCUGCAGAGCCUUCUGUGAGGAGGGAUGCCGAAGCGGCGGGACCUGUGUGUCUCCCAACACGUGUGUCUGUCCCUCGGGAUUCACGGGACACCGCUGUGAGACAGAUAUUGACGAGUGUUCAGAGGGCCUGAUUGAGUGCCACAACCACUCCCGCUGUGUCAACCUGCCUGGCUGGUACCACUGUGAAUGCAGAAGUGGUUUCCAUGACAAUGGAUCCUACCUGCUCGACGGGAGCUCCUGCAUCGACAUUGACGAGUGCAGUUUGCAGACACACACCUGCUGGAAUGACAGUGUGUGUGUGAACCUCCCAGGAGGCUAUGACUGUGUGUGCACAUCUGGUCCAGGCUGCAGUGGUGACUGCCCACAGGAAGAAGGAAUGAGACGCAAUGGAGAAGAUUGGAAACCCAGCUUUGAUCGCUGUGCUGUAUGCUCCUGCAAGGAUGGGCAGACGUACUGCAGGCGGAGACCUUGUGACUGUGGAGACCCAGAAGAGGAUCUGUUCUGCUGUCCUGGAUGUGACAACAGGCCCAGCAGCCAGUGUCUGGAUCAGAGCGGACGCACACUUUACCGCAGCGGAGCAUCUUGGCUGUACGGCUGCCAGCAGUGCCGCUGCAUGGAAGGGGAGGUCGACUGCUGGCCUCUAGUUUGCCCCACGUUGAUGUGCGAGUACACGGCAGUGGCAGAGGGCGAAUGUUGCCCACGCUGCGUCACAGACCCCUGCCUGGCUGACAACCUGUCGUAUGACAUUCGGCAGACAUGCAAGGACCCCGCAGGCAUCGCCCGCCUCAGCGGAGACACAUGGCAUAUGCCCAAAUCACCCUGCACCACUUGCAAGUGCAAGAAUGGAAGCGUUUGCUGCUCGGUGGAUCUCGACUGCCUUCAGAACAACUAAAGCCCUCCCUCCUCCUCCUCCACGUGCCGUCCUCUUCUUCUCCUUUCACUAUGGGACUGCCACAUCCCCUCAACCAUCUGACGACCCUUCCCCUCAGACAGACAGACAGACUCUCGCAUGCACAUGUGCAUGCCAGUGUGUGCACAAAAAAAGAAAAUUUGCAAACACACACUGGACAGACUGGGGUGUCGCGGCUGUGCUUUUAUGCUGUACCUCUGUCGACAAACAGCGACUGAGUGUGCGUGCGUGACUCAGGAGGAGACAGAGGCCCGAGUUGCUCUCACCACAGUCGCUGUGUUGUGUUUGUGUCUCUGUGUUCAAUUCCAUCCUUUCACGAAAUGUCUUGAAACCUUUUUAAAUGUCUCAAACCCGAAACCAGAGACAAACAGCCAGACGGAUGCUGAGGGGCUCCAUCUGUCUACAUUUGCUCAAACACGGGCUCUUUAAUGCUUGGUCGCCUACAGGAAACUAAACAUCCAUUACUUUGGUAACCAAAAGGAAUGCAUCCACUUUACUGUGUUUUGUGUUACUGAAUCAGGAGGUAGUUCAGUGUCAUAUUACAAUGUUAUGAUGAAAUGGGGUCAGUUUUCAUUUCAGUACCAGAUUUUUUGUGAGUAGCGUUUUUUUGUUUCUGUCACUGAUAUUGUCCAUAUUGUGCUAAAAACUUAGCAAUAGCUUUUGGAUGUCCUGAUUUGUGUGAAAUCCAAAUGAAUUUACAACAUGUUGACCUCACGUCCUGGUGUCAGCAUGAUUUCCAUCACUGAUAUUUCCCAAAUAGUUGUGGACUACAUUCUUCUUUGACAUUACAAAAGUCACAUCUUGAACACAUCGUAAUAUACAAACUUCCAUCUUUACAUUUUUUGAGUGGUUCUCUGGCAAAACAGGUAGAAGUAUAAACCAUGUCAGUGGUGCACAUUAGCUUUGCAUACAUCGUUAAUGUUUCAUCAAAACAUCUAGCUGGCCCUGGACCCAGAAACUGAAAUCUGCAAUAUUUGAGAGUCUAGAGCAGACUGAUAAUUUGACAAUCUAGAAACCUGUCAGCUAAUCAGGUGACGUAGAUUUGGGGCGUAACACCCAACAGAUAAAAUACGUCAAAAAAAUCAAUAAAUACAUUUUCAGAUGAUAGCCAGUAAUUCUGAUUCUUAACUCAGAUGCAAGUACAACCUACUACAAGCUGAAGCCAGAAAAACUGUCCCUUGCCUACGGACUCUGAUAGGCAGGUAUGUGUUUACAGAGAUUAUGUAUUAAUUUAUUAUUCUCUGACACCAUCAGUCCCAUUUUAAAGGAUUUUCCAGAAAUAGCCAUGACAUGCAGUGUACCACAAUAACGUUGACUCGCUUUUGAGCGUGGCUGCUUGGAACAGGUAUUUAUUACUGCUGGUAGAUGUAGCUGGAAAACAGUCCUGCUUUCAGUCAUCAAACCCUAUAAAUGCCACAUCUAUAUUAAACCGCAUCCCUGAGGCUCUGAACUGGGACAGACAACAUGUCUGUCCUUCUGAGCCACUUCAGUUUUCUAACACUCCCUCAACCACAGCAUCUCGUCUUCAAAUGAGGAUGACUGCCAGAUGCCUACACUUAACAACGGCAGUCAGGGUAUGAAAAGCAUCUGAAAGGUGUGUGGCGAUGCACAGUGGAUUCCUGCAGGCCAGAAUGAGUGCCAGCCAUAGUCAUUGAUUAAAUCUGAGCUCGUGGAGGGUUGGACUUCUGCGGCGUCUCUCCGGGCUCCUCGGCUCUGCACCAUAUGGCACACCCAGGGUGGCAGGGACACAAAAAGUGAGCGCAGGAGAGGGAUGCGGAUAAUUAAAGCAUUGUCACGCAGCCCUGGAUUUGAUUAUGCCAGAAGGUCACCAAGUGUUGAAUCUGUUUACAGACAGCCAGGAUUAUUAAGGCAGGAGAGUCUUUACUGCUACAGUUCACACGUUCAUAGUUACGCGGAUGCUCUUGUCUCCUGUUCCCCUACCCUGUCCCUCAGCCCUCAUCCACAUUUGUCUGCACUGUCCUUAAGCUUUUCUCAAGAGUGUUAAUGUUGACCCUCGAGUGUCACUGCCAUCAGCCUAUGUCGGUCAGUAUCCCCCCCCCCCCGAGGAAAUUUUCAACACUAUUUUCUUUUGUUUUUUCUUUAAAUGAGUACUAAAAGCAAAUUAGGUUUCAAGGCCACGACUUAUGCUGCAGUUAUAUAACAUGAUUGUUAUAUAACUGCAGAAAUCUGAUGUGAAAUGUUCACCCUCGGAUCAAAUAAGCAAAAAAAUUGUUAUUAGGUAAUCCUUUGUUGCGCAUCAACUUACCACUCAGUUAAUUUUUGGCAGCUGUAAUAAUAACUGGGGUUUCCUUUCAAAGUUUCGACAGUUAGGGCCUUCUCUCUCUCGAUUUCUCCUUCGUGUUUGAAUCUUCUGCACUCAGUCAGUGCAGAUAUCAGGACUCAUUUUCCUCCUUCAGAAGAAUCCAUUCGUCGUGUCAGGAUGAAAAACAGCUUUCAGGUUGAGAUAAUCCUUCACAGUGGAAAUGAAACUUUCAUUUUUUUUAAAUGUGAAGACAUGGAAAUCAGUUGGUGAGCUGCAAAAAAGCCUAGUCCAAAAUACAUAACUUUUACUGCAGUUGUCUUAUCAAGACAAUAAUCCAUCGUCAUGAGUAAUCCGCUUGCUGUAUCAUAUUUCUGUCAUAGCGGCAAACAAGAUGGUAUCGAGGAGCAGGUUGUAAACAGGUCUGAGACUGAGAUGAACAAAAUCCAAUGAGGCUAAAGGGCACCAAGGCAAGAAAUUGGAGAGGUACAUAGUCUAUAAUAAUGAAAUUGGCUCUUGUACCCAAAGAAAACAGCCUUGUCAUUUUCAUUUGUACAACUUUAGGAUAAGAGCAAAUGACUGCAAGUGCUGCAAAUGCAAGAGAUCCUGGAAAAGGCUUCAUUGCAAUCCAUAGGAUCUUCUCUAGGCAAGUUUUAAAAAAAAAGUAUUUUUCUGUAGAAAUCCUAGACUAUAAAGAAUACCAGAGGGAUUCAGUUUUAUUUAUAUUGCUCCAAGUCACAACAAGGCACUUUAUACUAUAAGAUAAAGAUCCUACAAUAAUGCAGAGGAACCUCAACAAUCAGGUGACCCCCAAUGAGCAAACACUUGGCAACAGUGGGAAGGAAAAACACCCAUAACAGCAAUAAACCUCGAGAAGAACCAGGCUCAGGGAGAGGCAGCCAUCUGCCCUGACCCCCAGAAGUCUAAACCUACUGCAGCAUAACUAAGGGAUGGUUCAGGGUCUAGGUCAUUAGUUUUGUUGGUGAGUUCUUCCACCUUUGCCAUCUUGGCUUUCUUUAAACUAUCAGUGAGGAGUGGAUCUGCCUGUAAUCGAAAGAUACUAUACAAUAAGUUCAUAUGGAAUCUUUUCAGUGACAAGGUAUUGUACCAAAACCCAGCAAUUAAAACCAUGAACUCAUCAAUAAAAUGUUCACUGAGCUGAAGGCUGUUUGCAAAGAGAUUUCUGUACAACCAUCAGGCGUGUUGCAACAAGAUGACCCACCCCUUGUUUGCCAUUAAAAAAAGAAUGCAGAAGCUGCAACCCAUUUGCAUAGCAAUAGGACAACUCAUGGUAAAAUUGGGACAUGUUACAAUUGUUAUAGUCUGCACUGGCUUUAAUAUAUAUAUAUCAAAAAAACAUUUUAUGUAAUUUAACUGGUAUUUAAAACAGUUUUAGGUAUGACCUCGCUUUUUGGAGUUGAGAGCAAUUAUUACAGCAUGUCCUCCUUAGCCACGAUGUCCUUGUAUCACCUCUCCUUACACUCUAAACACUCUAAUACCGAAAUUGUCAACUGUGGACAAAGUACACAUACAGAAGGGGAAAAAAAGAUGAUGUAAAUGUUUUCUGUACCCAUCAAAAACAAAAACAAAAUCAAAGGAAACAAAAGCAGAUAAUUGUACAAAGUUUCAGAUUGCUCUGUUGACUGAUUUGAUAUGAACUACGUCUACUAAAAACCACUGUUUGCAAACUGUGUGUAAGUGCGUUUACAUACUGACAAUGUGAUACAACUGCAGUUUUUUAAAAAUUCCCAUUGUGUUCAUGAAAAAUGUAUUCAUUUUAGUGGACUACGUUUCUUAUCUCGUGGGAUAGGCUCUGUUUUUGCUUGUAAAUACUGUGUAAAGGGGAAGGUCACUGUAAAGAAAGUAAGACUAUGAGGAUAAUUUUCACUACCACAGCUUCUUUGGAACUGAGCGUUGCAAGCUGAAUAUGAGAGAAGCAACAUUUCUAUUGUUUUUACUAUUUAUUUUUCUAUUCUUGCUCUAACCUGUUUAGUAUUGUAUCCGUCAUAGAUUCAUGUCUUUUCACUGUUUUAGGAUAACACAGUUUUGAUUAGCCUGUGUGUAUAUAUUCUGAUCUCUAAUCGGUGUCCCUUACUAAGAGUCGGCAGAGGUGGAAAUCAGACUCGGAAAUCAGAACUUGCAGAGAUAAGCGUCUUUUCUAAGCGCCAGGACAGGCUGCUCACUGCAUUCAUGAGCUUUUUUUUUUCUCCAACAUGUUUGUAUGAUCUGAAGUGAAACAUGACUUUAUGGGAAUCAGACAACAUAGAACUAUGUACACAUGUAAAGAAAAUCGAAAAUCUUGAAAAUGUUCUUGUUUCAGUUUCUGCUAAAAAAAAAAAAA